AUGGCAGCGCAGUCGACGUUACGACAUGGCCCGGACGAAGCACUCCGGGCGCUCAUGAGUCGCCUACUCGACCGUCUCCGUAGACGACUGAAACGCACACCACCAACGCUACGCCUGCUAGCUGCACUUCUCUUCACACUUGGUCUCGUUGGUGGUGGCAUGGGCUCAUACAAGUGGUGGAUUGAUAGCCGCAAGGAGAAAGAGACGGGAAGACGGCUGUUGCGACGCAACUCUGGCCUGAGGGCCAAAGAUGGUACACGAACCAUCUAUGUCGCAUACAAAUCCUCUACUGCAAAGGUCGUCAUCAAGCCAACCAAGCCGACCACCUUUGAUGCCCACCGUCGCUUGUUUCUUCAACCUCCUCGUGCUGUUGGCCUUAGUGACAGCAAUCUGCCACAAGUCCCUCCUCUCCAGACCAAGCCAGGCUUGAACCUCGCCUUCUUGCAUCAAUUCCUCAGUUUGAUGAACAUCUUGAUCCCGCGAUGGGGUAGUAAAGAGACUGGUCUAUUAUUCAGUCAUGGUGUCUUCCUGCUUCUCCGCACUUACUUGUCUCUCGUUGUUGCCCGUCUGGAUGGUGAGAUCGUGAGAGACCUAGUGGCUGGCAAAGGCAAACCCUUCCUGUGGGGCAUUACCAAAUGGUGUACUAUUGGAGCUCUGGCCAGCUACACCAACAGCAUGAUCAAAUUCUUACAGUCAAAGGUCUCGAUAGCCUUCCGCACUCGUCUGACGCGCUACAUUCACGACCUCUAUCUCAACGACAACCUUAACUUCUACAAACUCUCCAACCUUGAUGGCGGCAUUGGCCAUGGAGCUGACCAGUUUGUCACUCAAGACUUGACUCUCUUCUGUGAUUCUGCUGCUAGUCUGUACUCAAGUCUAGGCAAACCAUUCGUCGAUCUCUUGGUCUUCAACUAUCAGCUAUAUCGCUCACUUGGUCCGCUGGCUUUGACAGGCUUACUAGCAAACUAUUUCGCUACUGCUACCUUACUCAGAAGACUAUCACCGCCCUUCGGCAAGCUAAAGGCUGUCGAGGGCAAGCGAGAAGGUGAUUUCAGAGCGCUUCAUGCUCGACUCAUUGCCAAUGCCGAGGAAGUGGCUUUCUACGGUGGCGAUCAAAUGGAAAAGCUGUUCCUAGACAAGGGCUUUCAAGAACUCAAGAGGUGGAUGGAAGGCAUUUACAGCCUCAAGAUUCGCUACAAUAUGCUUGAGGAUUUCGUGCUCAAGUAUUCUUGGAGUGCCUUUGGCUACCUUAUCACAUCUCUACCAGUCUUUCUUCCUGCUUGGGCUGGACUCGCAGAGAUUGGUGAGAAGAAGGUAGCACAGCCUGCUUCCGAAGCUGCUCUGAUGGCACAAGCGCCGACAGACGAAUCUGGCAGUCGCACCCAGAACUUCAUCACGAACAAGCGUCUGAUGCUUUCGCUUGCCGAUGCAGGCGGCCGUAUGAUGUACAGCUUGAAAGAUUUGUCAGAGUUGGCAGGCUACACCUCUCGUGUCUAUACUCUGAUCAGCACUCUACACCGGGUACAUGCCUCUGCCUAUCACCCACCUCGCAACACCUAUCCCGAGCUCUAUUCUCUUGCUGAUGUGCAAGGUACACUACACAAAGGCUUCUCGGGCGUCCGCUUCGAGAAUGCUCCAGUUGUUGCACCCGGCCUAUGGCCACAAGGCGGCGAAGAGCUUCUCGACAACCUCAACUUUGUCAUCCAAUCUAACCAACAUAUUCUCAUUAUCGGCCCCAACGGUGCUGGUAAGAGCGCUGUCGCACGUAUCCUGGCCGGUCUUUGGCCCGUCUACCGCGGCCUAGUCUCUCGCCCCCGAAAUACCGGUCAAGAUGGCAUCAUGUUUCUCCCUCAACGACCCUACCUCUCUCCCGGCACGCUCCGCGAUCAAAUCAUCUACCCACACACCGAACUCGACAUGCGCAACUCUUCACGCCGAGACUCUGAACUCGAGCAAAUCCUUACCGAAGUACAUCUGGGCUACCUCCCUUCCCGCGAAGGCGGCUUCGACACGCGCAAAACAUGGAAAGACGUUCUUUCCGGCGGCGAAAAACAACGCAUCUCUUUUGCACGCUUGUUGUACCAUUCCCCUGCUUUUGCGGUUAUUGACGAAGGUACUUCUGCUGUCAGUAGUGAUGUCGAGGGUUUGCUUUACGAGACACUAAAGCAGAGGGGUGUUACAUUACUCACGAUUUCUACUCGUGCGAGUUUGAAACGCUAUCAUGAUUAUGUGUUGACGCUGGGAUUGGGAACCCAAGGUGAUGAAUGGGAGAUGCAGAAGAUUGGUACUGAGAGUGAGAAAGAUAGUGUGGAGAAGGAGAUUGCGGAACUUAGGGAACGGCUUUUGCAGGUUGAGGCUUGGAAACAGAGAAAGGCGGAGAUUGAAGCUGAAUUGGCCCAAGUGUGGAUGGAAGGUGGUGGUGUUGAUGAUGGUAUGCGCGAUGAUGCAGGUACUGAUGGUUACAACACUGACAACACCCAAGAGUUUGUCAGUGCCGCUGCUACGCCUUUGGAGAUGGCAUCACCAUAG
Aureobasidium melanogenum CBS 110374 is the source of this 2529-nucleotide messenger RNA. RefSeq lists its product as uncharacterized. The record is from RefSeq and is a predicted model, not a curated record. The coding region runs from base 1 to 2529 and encodes 842 amino acids. Lineage: Eukaryota; Fungi; Ascomycota; Dothideomycetes; Dothideales; Saccotheciaceae. Gene Ontology annotation, molecular function: ATP hydrolysis activity; ATP binding; long-chain fatty acid transmembrane transporter activity. Gene Ontology annotation, cellular component: peroxisomal membrane. Gene Ontology annotation, biological process: fatty acid beta-oxidation; very long-chain fatty acid catabolic process; peroxisome organization. The transcript is spliced from 2 exons.